AUGUCGCGCCAUCAGAAUGCAGAGGCAGGUCCGAGCAGCGGACGCAAGAGUAGCAGCACUUCUUCAUCUAGCAUCAAAGGCGUCCCCAAAGGUUUCAAAGAGUCCGACCUUCAAUCCGACUCCAACUUGACAGAUCUCGGCGGAGGUAAACAGAUUUGGAGCAUCAAGCUGCCGGAUGGUGUCAAACCUCGUGAUCUGGACAGAUUGAUCAUCAAGGUACCCCGCGCUACGGAACAAGCAGGCGCGCCGCUUGCUACUUUUGAUGCAACGACGGCCACACCUCAAGGCGCCGGCAAAGGCAAAUUGCUGCUCUACUCUUUGGCGCUAGCAUCGCAAGCCUCGAAUGCGCAAGCCAGCAAGAAAAGUCUCACAAGCUCGGGUGGAGCACCGGGCGUGGGAGGUGGAGACUCUGCAGCGCCUACACAAUUGAUAGCCAUGGCGGCGGGGUCCAGUCAGCGAAAGGGGGACGAGGAAGAAAGGAGGCAGCAGGUGUACAAUCAUCUGAGCUCAGGGCCUAUGGAGAUGGAAGGUAUGAGGCUGCUGCUUCCCAAAGGUCAAGCAGGUGGACUGAGACUGUGUGAGCGUAGAAUGCGCAACUGACUGCAUUCUCGAGUGAAUGGCAAAAAAGUGCUGAUCAGCGCUCCCAUCCGCUUUCCAUUGGGGCAGCAUCGGCGCCCAUCUCCCGGCAUCUGUACAUUGUGCGCAAUCCUGCUUCAAAGACCGACGAAGACGCUGCUUCGCAGCCUGUCGCUGCCCUGCCGCCAGUGCCCGAUCCCGGUACAGCAGGCACAGAUCGCAAGCGCAAGCAGCCCUGGGAGAAGCUCCAGGGAUACUUGUAAGUCAUCAAGCGUGCACACGACACGUCUUGAAGCAGUACGCGCAGACUGACGCUCGCCCACAUGCACCGCACAGCGAGCCCUCUGGUGCUCGAGGGGGAACAGAUAUGGGAGCCUUAACGAAGGUUCCAAAGAUCGAGCUUGCUGAUGAGUCCAGGACCGAGAAGCCAAUCUCCGUCAAGAAGGAGAAGCGCAAGGACAAAGACAAGCACAAGUCGAGCAAGGCGAAGGCUUGA
Molecule: messenger RNA, 1072 nt
Organism: Ceraceosorus bombacis
Lineage: Eukaryota; Fungi; Basidiomycota; Exobasidiomycetes; Ceraceosorales; Ceraceosoraceae
Source: the annotation of a GenBank genome assembly